CAUUAUUUUUAAAAACUGCUGUGGUCCCCAACCAGCCUAAAGCUGGGGCUUUUCUUGUUAAAAGUAGAAGGAUGUUUGAAAAUAUUUCUGAAUGCUUGAGCUUUCAGAAAUUUUGUGUAUUCAGAUUUACCAGUCUUUCUUUCCCUUUAUAGCUUCUUCCCCACUCUGAGAACCGACACGUGCAGUUUGAGCGCUUCGUGGUGGCCGCCGGGGAGAACACGCACCCGGCGACCCGGUGGCCGAUGGCUCCAUGGCCGUGGUGGUCUGCACCCUGGCCCUGUGCUCCGCGGAGAACCAGGAGCGCAUCCUCCAGGAGGCGUGCAGAGUGCUGAGGCCGCGCCUGUCAGCGUGUGAGCAGGGCCGGUUAGCAGCAACCGCAUCACCUCGAGCGGGCCUAUCACUUUCAGCUGCAUCAAUGCUAUGUGAACAUCCCGGGGAACCAUUUCUGUCUAAGUUAGCUGAAUAAUGUGGUGCACGGUCUGAAACUGAAACCUGCCCUUUAAAAGAUGGUCGGCCCAAAACAGCGACUUAAAAAUAACUGUUGAGUUAGGAACCUCUGACUCUCAGCCCAGAACGCGAAAGGGAAAUUUCUGAACUGUGGCCGGGCGUUGGGAGACCUGGGCCCGGAGUGAGCGCGCUGCGCGGAGAGCACUGGGCUGGGAGCUAGCAGCCGUCUCCAAACCCAGAGACGGGGGAGCAGGAGCAGAUUCGGAACCAGGCACUGUCAGCCCCUUUCCUUCGGAGGAGAAGCCGGGAACCCCCUCCUCAUUUUGCUUCGUGAAAACUACGCUGAGUCAACUUUCGCCCACGUCUCCUGAUUGGGCGAGACGGGCCACCUGCCCAGGAUCGGACCUCGGCCCCGCGUUCGGUCCUGGCACCGCCCGUUCUCCCCUCCGAGGCUGAUUGGCUCUGGGACGUGGCCAGGAGCCUCCCUCCUGCACUUAAAGGAGUCCGCUCUCUGAGCCGUGGUUUUUUGUUUUGUUUUUCCUCUUCCGAGGGAUGGCGCUUACCAUCUUCAUCCUGCAGCUGGCCGUCCGCAUCCUGGCAUGCCCCUUGUACCUGCUGAACUUCCUGGGCCUGUGGAAGGGGAUAUGCAAAAAGUGCUUCUUCCCCUUCUUCUUGGUGAGGUGCACCGCCACGUACAACAAGCAGAUGGCGAGCCACAAGCGGGAGCUCUUCAGCAGCCUGCAGGAGCACGCGAGCCCCUCGGGGGAGCUCUCCCUGCUGGAGCUGGGCUGUGGCACCGGGGCCAACUUCAAGUUCUAUCCGCCCGGAUGCAGGGUGACCUGUGUUGACCCCAACCCCAACUUUGAGAAGUUCUUGAUCAAGAGCAUCGCUGAGAACCGACACGUGCAGUUUGAGCGCUUCGUGGUGGCCGCCGGGGAGGACAUGCACCCGGUGGCCGAUGGCUCCAUGGACGUGGUGGUCUGCACCCUGGUCCUGUGCUCCGUGGAGAACCAGGAGCGCAUCCUCCAGGAGGUGCGCAGAGUGCUGAGGCCGGGAGGGGCUUUUUAUUUCCUGGAGCAUGUAGCAGCUGAGCAUUCAACCUGGAAUUACUUCUGGCAGCAGGUCCUGGAUCCUGUCUGGUACCUGCUGUUUGAUGGGUGCAACCUGACCAGAGAGAGCUGGAAGGCGGUGGAGCGGGCCGGCUUCUCCAAGCUGCAGCUGCAGCGCAUACAGGCCCCGCUGUCCAUGGCGCUGGUGCGCCCUCACAUCUAUGGAUAUGCUGUGAAAUAGCGCCAGUGGGGAGCGGAGAGCUGAAUGAAUGGCUCAGAUAACCUAAGGCUUCCGUUUUACACUUAAAUCCUAAUUGGGAAAAGAGAAACCCUUUUUUAGGUAAAGCUGAAUUUCAUCCUAAAAAGUUUACCUUAUACCCUAUUUAGCCCUUUUCCAUUGUCUCCCAAAGAAUCAGCCCAUGUGAGGUUGCAUCGCUGUUUUCUAGUUUUGUUUAGGCUGCACUUGGAUUGAGUUUACUUCUAUGUUG
This is a messenger RNA of Myotis lucifugus (little brown bat), 1984 nucleotides long. It is a transcript of the gene TMT1A, whose product is annotated as methyltransferase like 7A. Bases 1000 to 1737 code for a protein of 245 amino acids. Gene Ontology annotation, molecular function: S-adenosylmethionine-dependent methyltransferase activity. The transcript is spliced from 3 exons. The record is from RefSeq and is a predicted model, not a curated record. NCBI's taxonomy places the organism in Eukaryota, Metazoa, Chordata, Mammalia, Chiroptera, Vespertilionidae.